Messenger RNA from Rhinolophus ferrumequinum (greater horseshoe bat), 318 nucleotides. Its product is annotated as cytochrome c, testis-specific. The record is from RefSeq and is a predicted model, not a curated record. Lineage: Eukaryota; Metazoa; Chordata; Mammalia; Chiroptera; Rhinolophidae. The transcript has 2 exons. Gene Ontology annotation, biological process: mitochondrial electron transport, cytochrome c to oxygen; mitochondrial electron transport, ubiquinol to cytochrome c. The coding region runs from base 1 to 318 and encodes 105 amino acids. Gene Ontology annotation, cellular component: mitochondrial intermembrane space. Gene Ontology annotation, molecular function: heme binding; electron transfer activity.
AUGGGAGAUGCUGAGGCAGGCAAGAAUAUCUUUGCUCAAAAAUGUUCUCAGUGCCACACAGUGGAAAAAGGUGGAAAACACAAGACUGGUCCAAAUCUCUGGGGCAUUUUUGGCCGACAGAUGGGACAAGCACCAGGAUUUUCUUAUUCCAAUGCAAACAAAAACAAAGGUAUUAUCUGGGGAGAGGAAACUCUGAUGGAAUAUUUGGAGAACCCAAAGAAAUAUAUCCCUGGAACUAAAAUGAUAUUUGCUGGUCUUAAAAAGAAGAUUGAGAGAGAAGAUCUUAUUCAGUAUUUGAAAUGGGCGACAUCUUCAUGA